AUGGAGAAAGAGAACAACACUUUAGUAACAGAAUUCAUCCUCCUUGGUCUCACCCAGUCUCAAGAUAUUCAGCUCCUGGUCUUUGUGCUUGUUUCAGUUUUCUACCUCAUCAUCCUCCCGGGAAACUUGCUCAUCAUCCUUACCAUCAGGUUAGAUCCUGGCCUCUCGGCCCCCCUGUACUUUUUCCUGGGCAACUUGGCUUUCCUAGAUGCAUCUUACUCCUUUAUUGUGGCCCCCAGGAUGUUGGUGGACUUCCUCUCUGAGAAGAAAGUAAUCUCCUACAGAGGCUGCAUCACUCAGCUAUUUUUCUUGCACUUCCUUGGUGCAGGAGAAAUGUUCCUUCUUGUUGUGAUGGCUUUUGACCGCUACAUUGCCAUUUGCAGGCCUUUAUACUAUUCAACUAUCAUGAACCCUAGAAUAUGCUAUGUCUUACUGUUUGCAUUGUGGCUUGGGGGGUUUGCUCAUUCUAUUGUACAAGUGGCCCUUAUUCUCCAUUUGCCAUUCUGUGGUCCAAACCAAUUGGAUAACUUCUUCUGUGAUGUGCCUCAGGUCAUCAAGCUAGCCUGCACAGACACUUUUGUGGUGGAGCUCCUGAUGGUCUCCAAUAGUGGUCUUCUCACCCUUUUGUGCUUUCUGGGGCUUCUGACUUCUUAUGCAGUCAUCCUCUUCCGUGUACGUGGGUCUUCCUCUGAAGGGAAGAACAAGGCUCUCUCCACAUGCACUACUCAUAUCAUCAUUGUAUUUCUCAUGUUUGGCCCUGCCAUCUUCAUCUACACACGCCCUUUCAGAAGCUUCCCAGCUGACAAAGUAGUUGCUCUGUUCCACACAGUGAUCUUUCCUUUGAUGAACCCUGUGAUCUAUACCCUUCGCAAUCAGGAAGUGAAAGCUUCCAUGAAGAGAUUGUUAAAUAGACACAUGGUUUGCUGA
This is a messenger RNA of Erinaceus europaeus (western European hedgehog), 927 nucleotides long. RefSeq names its product olfactory receptor 4N5. Gene Ontology annotation, cellular component: membrane. The transcript has a single exon. NCBI's taxonomy places the organism in Eukaryota, Metazoa, Chordata, Mammalia, Eulipotyphla, Erinaceidae. The record is from RefSeq and is a predicted model, not a curated record. Gene Ontology annotation, biological process: G protein-coupled receptor signaling pathway. Gene Ontology annotation, molecular function: G protein-coupled receptor activity; olfactory receptor activity. The coding region runs from base 1 to 927 and encodes 308 amino acids.